Aaosphaeria arxii CBS 175.79 is the source of this 1249-nucleotide messenger RNA. RefSeq names its product glycoside hydrolase family 43 protein. Gene Ontology annotation, molecular function: hydrolase activity, hydrolyzing O-glycosyl compounds. Gene Ontology annotation, biological process: carbohydrate metabolic process. Bases 133 to 1179 code for a protein of 348 amino acids. NCBI's taxonomy places the organism in Eukaryota, Fungi, Ascomycota, Dothideomycetes, Pleosporales. The record is from RefSeq and is a predicted model, not a curated record. The transcript has 2 exons.
AUUAAAUCGGGCGUAUAUAUUAUCGUCCCCCACGAUCAUUAUCGUUUCUGGCUCAUCGAGCAUAUCUACAUUCGUUUCGUUCCGUUUCGUUCGUUUAUUGUUUUCGGAACAGUCUACAGACGUACUGCGACAAUGAUGGCAAGGAUCCACUUGCUGUCAACGCUGGUGACGGUGCUUGGCCUUCUGGUCAGCUUCUCAUCAGCAGCGACAAAGAUUCGUCCUGGUGCAGACCCAACAAUUAUGAAGGUUGGUGAUAUGUACUACUCUGCAGAGGCAGCGGGAACCGGCAUCUUCGUGCGCCGCGCCUCGUCCCUCAUUGGCCUUGGUGAGGACGGUGUCGAUAGGAAGCAAGUUUGGACGGACUCGAAUAAGGUGGGCGCAGUAUGGGCGCCUCAAAUUAGCCGCGAUGGUGGACGGACAUACAUCUAUUUCACCAUGGGCCAGUCUGCUGCUCAUCGUAUGUAUGUCAUCGAGGCCAGCGAGCCUUUCGGAUUGUACAGCCAGGAGAAAAAGCUCAACUUGCCGGACGACCAAUGGGCCAUUGAUGGCGCUCACUUCAAGUACGAAGGUCAGCACUACUUCGUCUGGUCUGGAUGGAAAGACUCCACCAACUCCCAACAAAAUCUCUACAUCUGCAAGAUGACCAGCCCUACCCAGCCCACAGGCGCCCGGUAUCUGAUUUCGCAACCCGCCGAGCCCAGCUGGGAGCAAGCCGAUGGGUCCAGGAUCAACGAAGGUCCCGAGCCCAUCCUCGAUCCUGAGGGCAGGCUCCACAUCGCGUAUUCCGCGAACGGCAGCUGGGGCACUAAGUACUGCAUUGCCGAUCUGAGGCUCAAGAAGGGUGGCAACCCGCUUCAACUGUGGGACUGGUUCAAGUCUAAUGGGUGUCUGUUUGGCUCGUAUGCGGAGCGCAUGAUGAGCGGCUGGACGCCGACUGUACAGAUCGAUGGUCCGGGUCAUAACACCUGGGUCAUGCCUAACGGCGAGAUCUCGUCGAGUCCCAAGGGCACAAACAGAAUUCCCUUCGUCUUCCAUGGUGUUCCAAAGGGUACGGAGUACAAGUGGGCGAACAGGAAGUGGUUCACGGGCAGCUUUGUCUGGUGGGCUGGCACUAACUAUCAUCGUGGAGGAGAACAUGCGGCCGAUGACAAGGGGUACAGCUUUAAAUUCUUCGAGUAAAUAGUUUAUUUGAUGAUCUAUUGUAAUUCAAGCGUGAUUAGCCGUAAUGUCGCCAUCUAUUUGAUCUUAU